AUGGGGGUAGAAGUGCAGAUGCGGGGCGACGGGCGGCGGCCCGACGAGAAGUUGCGGGGCGACGGGCGGCGGCCCGACGAGAAGCUGCGGGGCGACGGGCGGCGGCCCGACGAGAAGUUGCGGGGCGACGGGCGGCGGCCCGACGAGAAGCUGCGGGGCGACGGGCGGCGGCCCGACGAGAAGCUGCGGGGCGACGGGCGGCGGCCCGACGAGAAGCUGCGGGGCGACGGGCGGCGGCCCGACGAGAACUUCGGUGUGCUCAUGCUUGUGGUGAUCACCGGUCGCAGCCCCCGCUCUGCCGACGGUGACAAGGAGGGGCACAUUCUGCGAUGGGUGGAGGAUCAAAUCUCCUCCGGCAAUCCGGCCUCCCUCAGGGACCAGGGCAUGGACGCCCCGGAUGAUGCUGUGCUGCGCCUGGCCCAGCUGGCCCUCUCCUGCACCGCAGAGCGCACUGCAGGCCGGCCCAACAUGACAGGCGUUGCCAACGAGCUGCAGGGGAUCAGGCAGGAGGUGGUGGGGAAGGAGGAGCUGGGUGCAGCGAUCAAGGUGGAUGCACUAGCACAGGAGAUGCGGAGCGGGACGUCCUUUCCCAAUGACUUGGCUGAAGAGCUCCAAGUGAUCAAGAGCAUGGAUGAAGAGACCGCCAAUACAGAACUUCAGGGGAUUGAGUACAGCUCAUUUGGUUCUGGUCGCACCGGAUGA
Messenger RNA from Closterium sp. Naga37s-1, 702 nucleotides. NCBI's taxonomy places the organism in Eukaryota, Viridiplantae, Streptophyta, Zygnematophyceae, Desmidiales, Closteriaceae. The record is from the annotation of a GenBank genome assembly.